AUGGGCGCCGUGCUGGUGGAGGAGGACACCUCCCUCAGGCUCCGCGGAUCCUCCGCGUCGGGCACGGGGUUCGAGGCGCGGUGCCCGAUCAACCUCCCGGACGCGGGGAGGGCGCUUCCGCCGCUGGAUGCGCUGGACGCCGCGGUGGAGAAAACCCCCGCCGCUCUCCCCGCCAAGCUCCGAGGGUACGCGCUGGCGCUGCUCACCGGCAGCGCGCUCCCGCCCGCGCCGCCCGUCCCCGACGGUGCGACCGCGCCGCUCGCGUGGCACCGCCAUCAGCCCAGGCUCGCCACCGUGGACGGCACCGGGCGCGUGCUGAUCCACGCCGAUCCCGCGAGCGGCGCCACCGAUCCCCCCGCAGUGCUGCGCCACUCCCUGCACGCGGGCGCGCGCGCGGUGGCCUGGCGACCCAAGGCCGGCUCGACGCUCGCGGUCGCCGGCGCGCACGGCGUGUGCGUCUGGGCGCACGAGCCCGGCGCCGCAUCUUCCGUCGCGACCCGCGCAUCGUCCACCACGGGAAAAUCCCACGCCGCGACGAACAACCGCAUCGGCGGCGCCCCCGAGUGGCGACUGACCCAUCUCAAGGACGACGCCGACGCGUCGCGCGCGUCGAGGACCGACGUCGACCCUUACGCGUCCCCCGCGGUCACCGGCGUCGGCCGCGUCGUCUCCGCGCUCGCCGCCGUCGUGCCCGCGCCGGGCCCCGGCGGAUGGGGCCUACCCCGCGAACUUUUCGACGAGAGACCCAAGGCCGCCGAGGGCGACUUCGCCGGCGGGCGCCCGUACGACUGCGUGUGCUGGUCCCCGUGCGGCAGGCUGCUCGCGGCGGGGUCCGCGGACAGAAGAGCGGUGGCCGUGUGGGAGGUUGGCACGGGCGCGAGGACGUCCAUCGCGUCGGGAGUGGCCGGCACGUCGACGCUCCUGUGGUCCCCGUGCGGCCGGUACCUCUUCGCCGCGCACCCGGCGGGCGGGUUCACGCUGUGGGAAACCGAGGGGUGGACCGCGGCGAGGUGGGGGACGGGAAACGGCGCGGUGAGCGCGGCGGCGUGGGGACCCGAACCGCCGCCGGAUGACCCCUUAAACGUCUUAGACGGCGGCGAGGACGAUAAAGAGGGCGCGACGCUGCUCGUCACCACGCGCGGCGGCCGGGGUCAGGUGUCGGCGGUGCACCUGCCGAGGCGCGGUCCCGCGCUCGCCGCGCAGCUCCUGCCGGUGGAGCUGCCGCAGCUCUCCGGGGAGGACGGCGCGGAGGUUAACCUGGACGUCGUCGGCAUGUCGUGGGACCCGUCCGGCCGCAGACUCGCCGUCGUACUCGACGGUUCGUCGAACGGCGACGGCGGCGACGGUGGAACAAACGUCGGCGCGCACAGGGGUGGACGCGUGGCGCUGUACGCCGUGCGCACGCGUCCGGUGGUGACGGCGUCGCUGCUCGGGUACGUCGAGGCGGACGGGGUUGGGUCGGUCGCGGGCGGCGCGGGGGGACCCGCGAGGACGGUGGCGAUGUCGGGGCCGGGCGGCGGCGGCGGCGACGUCGAGGCGGCUGCGACGCUGGCCAUCGGUUGGGAGGGCGGCGGCGUCUCCGUCGUGCCGCUCUACUUCCCGAGGCGAUGA
Micromonas commoda is the source of this 1611-nucleotide messenger RNA. RefSeq lists its product with no specific name. Gene Ontology annotation, molecular function: protein binding. Gene Ontology annotation, biological process: nucleocytoplasmic transport. Gene Ontology annotation, cellular component: nuclear pore. The record is from RefSeq and is a predicted model, not a curated record. The transcript has a single exon. The coding region runs from base 1 to 1611 and encodes 536 amino acids. NCBI's taxonomy places the organism in Eukaryota, Viridiplantae, Chlorophyta, Mamiellophyceae, Mamiellales, Mamiellaceae.